AUGCGCGUUGCUUCUCUCCUCGUUGCCCUCUCUACCGCCUCGGCCGCGGCAGCGUACGAACACCCCAGCAGAGUCCGACGCGGCGAGACGCCCGACGGCAAAGUCGCGCCCGGCACCACAAACCAAUGCACAUACUACUUUACCACCACGUCCAAGGAUAACACUUGCACUUUCAUCGAAGGGUACUGGGGUGUCGGCCACAAGGACUUUGUGGCCUGGAACCCUGCUGUCAAAGAAGACUGCUCCGGCAUCGAGAUUGGCUACUCGUACUGCGUCGACGUCAACCACGGCGGCACCAUCACGGCCCCGCCGACGUCGACCCUCCCGCCCGUGCCGUCGCCCACGCUCGCUGGCAUCGCCAAGGACUGCGACAAGUACCACCUCAUCGUCAAGGGCGACACCUGCGGCAGCGUGACCGCCAAGUACGGCAUUUCCAUGGACCAGCUCACCGCCUGGAACACGGCCGUCGACAAGGACUGCGGCGGCUUCUGGGCCGCGUACUACUGCUGCGUGCACAUCGUCGGCGCCGGCACCUCGUCCCCGGGCUCCACGCCUACCACAAGCGACCCCGUGCCCGCGCCGCACCAGACGGGCAUCGCCAAGGACUGUGACAAGUUCUACCAAGUGGUCAAGGGCGACACAUGCGACAGCGUCACCGCCAAGUUUGGCAUUUCCACCGACCAGCUCAUCAUGUGGAACUCCGCCAUUGACAAGGACUGCAACGGCUUCUGGGCCGGGUACUACAUCUGCGUCAAGACCAAGGGCUCCACGCCGACGUCGCCGACGAGCAGCCCGCCGACGACGUCCGCCGGCCCCACGGCCCCCGGCCCCACGCAGACGGGCAUCACCAGCGACUGCCGCGACUGGUACGUCGCCAAGCCAGGCGACUACUGUGACAAGAUUGUCCAGGGCUACUCCAACUUUGACAAGGACACCUUUAUCAAGUGGAACCCGGCCGUCGGCAAGGACUGCGCUGGCAUCUGGGUCAAGUAUGCCUACUGCGUCGGAACCCAGAGCAAGCCGGCCAAGCCGGUCAAGCCGCCGACGGAGUGCACCACGCCGCACCCUACGCCCACGCAGCCCGGCGCCAUUUGCCAGUGCAAAAAGUGGCAUCUGAUCAAGGCCGGCGACAACUGCUGGUCUCUGGCGCAACAGUACAAGGUCAGCGAAAACGACAUCAAGAAGUGGAAUCCCGGCACCGAUUGCAACUUGUGGGUCAAGUACAAUGUCUGCGUGGGUGCCUAA
Molecule: messenger RNA, 1245 nt
Organism: Cordyceps militaris CM01
Lineage: Eukaryota; Fungi; Ascomycota; Sordariomycetes; Hypocreales; Cordycipitaceae
Product: LysM domain protein
Exons: 3
Coding region: 1-1245 (414 amino acids)
Source: RefSeq, a predicted model, not a curated record